Molecule: messenger RNA, 1332 nt
Organism: Rubroshorea leprosula
Lineage: Eukaryota; Viridiplantae; Streptophyta; Magnoliopsida; Malvales; Dipterocarpaceae
Source: the annotation of a GenBank genome assembly
ACAAAAGAAGAUAGGCAAAAAAAAAGGGAGAGAAGUUUCCAUCUAAGGAAGAAGAAAGAAAGCCAAGUGCACUCCAUACAGCUCAUUUCUCUCAUGCAUCCCCUAUCAACAUCUCUGCCGAGCACACAAGCACACACCGUCCUCCCUCCCUAUAAAUUCACCCAUUUGGCCCUCUUUACCUCAAACUCUUGCACCUUGCAAACAAUGCUGCCUUUGGCUCUUCCUGCUAGGUUCAGAAUAAUCUUUAACAGAAGCCUUCAAUCUUCUUUCUUAUUCCACUGCCUUUUUCUUCCAAGAGUGAAAAAGUUAAAAUUUCAAAGAGGGCAAUUGGUGAUGAUGGGGUGAGUUCUUUUUUGAAUCUAUAAGCAAGUUACAUUUCAAAUGAUCCAAAAAGCAACACAAGCUCAUGCCUUUUCUGAUCUCUACCCGUCAUGAGCCAUGACUAAUUGUUUUCCAUAUUUGUGUUUGUCCUUUUGCUUUUAGCAUUUCUUUCAAUGCUAUUGAGAAUGGUUGAAGUUGGUGAAGUGAAUCAUUAACUUGUUAUUGAGAAUGGUUGGGCUCUGUAGUUGUUUGCCAUUUGAUAGUUGGAUUUUGCUGUGGCAUGUUCUUAGAAUGAAAAUCUGUUUUCAGUUCUGCAUGAGUCAACCUUUUGGCUGAAAAUUCUAUUAUCUUUUACUUGGUAUAUCGAGGUGUUUCUAGAAAGUUAUUGAAGUAAUUAGCACUGUGUUUGAUGGAGUAUUGCUGGAUAGAAUAAAAUUUGCAUAUUUGGUUAUUUAAACUAUUUUUUUUCUCAUUCGUGUGUAAUGCAAAAAUUUCUGCUGACAGGAAGAAAAAAUAAAGUAAAAUUUUUUAAUGAAAAGUAAUAAAAGAAACCCAUAUUCACUCAAAAAGAGGUGGGUCAAGAGAUCUUAAUUAGAUGACACAUACCUGACCAUUUGGCUUGACUUGGCUUGCGUUGAGUUUAAAUUAUAAUAUAGUUUUGUAGGUAUUGUAUUAUCAAUUUUUCUUUUUUUAACCUCAUAUUUUGAGUUUGGCUGGGGUUGGGGGUCUAGUUGAUAAGUUUGUUGAGAAGGCAAAGCCCUUCCUGAUGGCAUAUGAUGGAAUUCAAAGUCAAGAAGAAUGGGAGGUAUAUGCUGUUGCUUUUGAAAUAUGGUUAAUAGAUUUUAUCCUCGAAGUUGAUUUUUUGGUAUUCCUAUCACUUUGAACAGUGUUUGGUGUGUCUUUUCUUGAAUAUCCAUCUUUCGCUGCAAAUAUGCAAGAGUUUAAAUGCUCCGGUUAUGCUAGUUAUUCCAGCAAAGACAAGAAAAAGAAAAAGAAAAAGAAAAAGAGAAC